Pseudozyma hubeiensis SY62 is the source of this 3183-nucleotide messenger RNA. RefSeq names its product developmental regulatory protein. Lineage: Eukaryota; Fungi; Basidiomycota; Ustilaginomycetes; Ustilaginales; Ustilaginaceae. The coding region runs from base 1 to 3183 and encodes 1060 amino acids. The record is from RefSeq and is a predicted model, not a curated record. The transcript has a single exon.
AUGGCAAGCAGCGUCUUCGCAUCCUCCGGGAAAUCGCUUGGCAGCCGACACAACUCUCACAACAACCUCGUCGCUUCCGACAGCGUCUCCGAUUGGCUCAACGCUUCGACUCAUGACGAUACACCGAAGGCACCUACCAGCAUGACUACACAACAGUCGCUUCUUCGACAUGACAGCUUCACCAGCCUGACCGAUGGAUUCGACAUGGUCUCUCCGCCCAUGCUCACGUGGUCAAACACAGCAGAGUCAAAGGCCAUGGGACUCAACAAUGCCGACGACUAUCUUUCAAACCUGGCUGAGCAUUCGAUCGGUAAGCGAUCUCCUGAUGAAGUGAACGUGUACCUGUUCACAAACGUACUGACACGCCAACCUCUUCGCUUCACCCCCAAACCCAUAACAGAUUUGAAGUCAACAUUCACAGACACCCUGCACAUUGACGACUUUUUCCACGAGAGUGCGUCCAACUCGAGCUCAAGCAGUCCUUACAUGACAACCACCAUCAACCUUCCCGGCUGGAACCACGGCCCAGAAGUAGUCGGUGGCCUCGACUCGGACAUAGACUCUCCCGAAGGUAUCUGGUACGGACAGACGCAGGCCAUCACCUCCAAGGUCACACGCAAGAGCUCCAACGUGCCGAGAUUCUCUUUCAACAUCGAAGCGUCCGACACUGGCGCAUCACCUGGGGCACCUACCUCUAUUGGCUUUGAAACGCCCAACCCGACGCCACCCUCCACAGAUGGCGACAGCACUGGGCUCCUUGGUGCCGCAGCACGCACGCUCCGCUCAUGCAUCUCGGCGCCGCUCUUGCAGCGAGACGACCCGGUGUUGGAAGCCGCUGGUACCCAACAUCUGAUCAACGACUUUCUCGUCGACGCCGGUUUCCCGCAGGAACGCAUCCCCGACUCGAACGCACUCGGCCUGGAACUUGGACCUAAAUCGAGCGCAGUCAGCAGCCCCGCUCAUGAUGUCGGUGUGCACGGCGAAGAGAGUGGUCUCAACCAAACUCGUCUACCACUGAUCACAGAGUUGGCAGGUAAUGCUAGCGUGGCUCAGUCUUCGGCGCUCUUCCAGCGUCGUGCUGUGCAGCGCGAUCUUCACGCACCUUCACCUGUCGCUGUCCCCGCGGCAGAUGGAAGUGACCAGACGAUCGAGGUCUCUCCCGGACGUACGGUGACGAUCAACAAUCCAACAGAGUCGACCGUGGAUCCAGAAAAGAUGACGGAAGAACAGCGAAGGAGACUUGCACAGCUGCAUCAGAUUCACGUUGCGCAGCAAGCAGCCCGACUGGGUGUCUACCAGGACUUUGUCGCCCCUUCUCAGCAAUUCGCUGGCCAAGAGGCUAGUGAGCGUGCAGCCAAGGCGGUGCAGGCGGCCCUCAUGUAUGGCAUGGAAGGCAACUCCCCGCGCAAGCUCAGCAUGGGCUCGACCGGACUGCCCACCCCCGUCACACCGCAGCAUCCGCUACAGCCCGGCCCCAGCAGCAUGGCGAAUGCAUCAUACCACCCGCACAUGCAAAACUAUGUGGGCGUCCAGAUGCAAGGCUACCCCGGUGCCAACUUUGAUCCGCGCAUGCCAGGCAUGCCGCUCUCUGCCGACUCUGCCAACUUUGCACCCUCGAUCCAGAAUCAGUUUUCGAAUCUUCACUUGGCCCAACAGCAGCAGCAGCAGCAAGGCGUCUUCACCCAGCAGUUCCUUCAUCAGCAUGACGCCACUCUCUACGCAGGCCAGGGCAACGCCAACUCGCAAGACAUGUCGGGCUACACAUCAGUCUACCCACCACCGAGACACAACAGCAUCAGCAGUGGAAGCAUCGGUCACGAGCGCGGGGGUGGUAUGUACGGCCUGACCUUGACAGCAAGCGGCAUGGUGGGUGUCGGCCAACAAUUGAGUGGCGAUCAGAUGCUGCUUGCUCCUAGGAGGCCGAGUCAUCUUGGUUUCACCAGGGCGGAAUCAAGUCCUUCGCUGGCCUCGCAGAUCGCGGCCAACCCUAUGCAGCUGCAAAACCCGUUCAGUCAACAGCAAGCGCAAGCGUCUCAGCAGCAGCAGCAACAGACGGUGACAACACUCGAGCCGUCGAAGCUGAUGGGUACCUCGGAAAUGGGCCUGAUGCCGCCCGCUUCCAGCACGCCGCGAUCGGCGCCCGCGGAUGCUUCGCGAGAGCACCUUGCGAUGCAGCAGACGCGUAUGCGACAGCUCCAGCAGCAGCAACUGCAGUUCCUACAGAUGCAGAACCAGGCUGUCGCAAACAAGCAGGCGGAAAGCAGCACCGCUGCGCAGGUGACUUCGAGGAAAGCGCCCAACAUGAUCUCUGCGCCACUGAGCCCGCCCCGAUCGCCGGCCAAGACCAAGUCGACGCCGCACCUUCGCAGUCCACUCGGCGGCAUCGUUGCUGGGUUGCCGCCUUCGCCGAGCAAGCCUACGGCCCAAGGGUUGCGAAAGAUCGCUUCGAAUCGAAGGAUCAACACGACCUCGUCUCUGCCCCUUGCCGGCGGUAGCAAUUCUGGAUCCACGUCAAGUUCCAGCUCGUCGACCUCGACGGGCAUGCUGAAGAGCAAGGGCAGCACCAUCGGCACGGGCGGUUUCACACUCGAACUCACCACUUCGGCCUCGCCCACACGUGCCCGUACCAUCUCCCACCAGAGUACCGUCUCUUCUCGUUCCACUACCUCUCCUGGCAAAUCGAAAUCGCCGACGCCGUCUGCGCUCGCUUCGGGAUCCGGCGGAUUCUCGCAACUCUCGUUUGUCAACUACGGCAUGAACGAUGCCGACGAGAUUUGCUCGGCGGUUGCGCCGAGUGGAAGCUACAAGGUACCUCUGCGCGGAUUUGGCUCCUCGGGUGAGGAUGACGACUUUGACGACGAUGCGAGUUCGGUUCGAACGCGAACCAUGUCCAACGUCACCGGGUUUACGGGGACGAUGGGGUCGGACGACGAUGGCGAUAGCCCAGGUUCGACAACAGGCGCACCGCCAGGCAGUCCGACGAAGAAGGUGCGCAAGAACUCGAGUCGUCCCAACUUGCUCUUCAGUCCAGGCAGCUCGAGCGGAAGCCCGCUCAAGAGCAAACGCAGCAUGGCCAACUUGGGAGGUGCUGGCGGCAUCAGAGCGUGGGAUCUGACCAGAUCACCGAGAAAGACCAAAUCGACCAUCUUGAGUCCUGUGUCCAGCGCAGGCAGCGGAGAAUGA